AUGUUUAGUUGCGACCAACGGCCUCUAUAUAUAGCCCUGGGUUCGUCCACCGUUCGAAUUUUCCAUAUGACCAUGACUGACCUCAACGGAAGCCGGUGGAACAAUUACGUCGCUAAGCCCGCUUCGCUUGAUUUCUCCCAAGUAACAAUCACCCGACAAUCUUUGCACACGUACGCCGAUGCCGGUGACAGCCGAGUCGCAAAAGAGGGAAAGCAGUAG
Schizosaccharomyces osmophilus is the source of this 219-nucleotide messenger RNA. RefSeq lists its product as uncharacterized. The transcript is spliced from 2 exons. Bases 1 to 219 code for a protein of 72 amino acids. The record is from RefSeq and is a predicted model, not a curated record. NCBI's taxonomy places the organism in Eukaryota, Fungi, Ascomycota, Schizosaccharomycetes, Schizosaccharomycetales, Schizosaccharomycetaceae.